UUUCGGUAUAUAUAGAUAAUCGGGAUAGGAUUGACAUCAUUCUGUAGUUUCUCGUCAAGAAGAAUACUUGAAGACAUCCAGCAACAUGUUUGCCUACGCUUGUAUCACCCUCAUCUUUGUAGCAGCCGGUACGGCUCAAGCACAAAAUCCGUCUCCCAACGCUGUAGCGAACAACAUCUGCGUGAAGAGAAAUUCCUACUACAAGGUUGACGGCAGCUGCGACACCUAUGUGGAGUGUGUUGGAUAUGUUGGCGCAAAAAAGGCCUGUCCUGACGGUCUCCACUACAACCCUGCCGCCGUGUGGCCGCAGUACCCUUGUGGCUUUCCCAUGGACGUGCCUUGCGUGGGCCGCGAAACUUUACCUGCCCAAGCUACCGCUGACUGCCCUCACCAGUAUGGAUUCUUCAAGUCCCCUCUGGCUAGCGCUGACAACUGUGGUCAAUUCCGUGAGUGUGUGGGAGGUGUGCCCAUUGAGUUGUCGUGUCCUGUCGGACUCGCCUUCAACCCUGACUCCGGUCGUUGUGACUGGCCCGACAAUGUUCCCUCCUGCAAUAGUGACGUGUUCUUCAAAUUCACCUGCCCCGCGAACAGAGGAAGCUCCUACAGCAAUCACAAAUACGAGGGCAACUGCUACUACUUCUACUCGUGCAUCCUUGGAAGCCCCAGGCUGCUGCAGUGUGACCCGGGCCUGGCUUUCGACCCCGCUUCAGCUCGCUGCGUGGAUGAAGAGCGCGUAGACUGCUCCUCUGGAGCCGCAGCCGUAGCCAGUGCCCCCCAGUAAUAGUGUAUAGAAUUUAAUUAGAAACUAUUUUUUUUAAUAAUACAUAUUUUUUAAGACUCAAUGUAAAUACAAACAGAAAACAGUAAAUAAAAAGUUGAUUGAACCAAAAAACCUAUAGUGCACUUUAUAAUCCUCUAUCGCAACGUACAAAACCCGAAGCUACCAACCCUUAAGAUUAGAACAAACUAUAACAUUAUAUAACAGCAAUAUAACAUGAAGCGUAAAUAACAAAAAACCUACUUGUAUAAAGAAAAUUAACAAUGACACUGACUGACUAAAAUGUAGUGGUUAGUGAUGAGGCGAGUCCGUACUCCAUCACUUUAAUUUGCCUCAUUUUAGUACCAACUAUUGAAAUCGAUAUUAAUAAACAGAAAAAAAGUUAAAAUUCACUAUUUUUUAAUCUUGCAAGAUGCGUCAGAAAUAUUCAAACGAGUUCUGAAUUGCAGUUAGAGUACGCAGAAUUUGAUACUUAAAAGAAAUCGUCUGAAGAUGAAUCGCAAACGUCGUCCUAAUUUGACAUUAAAAAUAUUGUGAAUUCACACAUGAUGACCAAAAUUCACAUGACAACUAAAACCUAUUUUUUGUUAGUUCAGUAUAAACAAGAGCGGUUUCACAGAAGUCAGAAGGCGUACCACUUAAGUAAGCUGGCGAUUUGAUUUGAAAAUGUCUUCGUCGUUAAAAAAUCUAGAUUAAAGCCACAUUUUGGAGAUGGCCCUUAUCGAAGCUAUUUUAUAAGCAUUUUCUCCCAAUUUCGAAAGUGAUUGCCAGCCACAGUUUUAUUAAUUAAUAAGAGAUUCCUCUCUUAUUAUUCUAUAGAAGUUAGUCAAAAGUCAAUUUAAGAAAUUCAUACUGUAGAGUAGACAAUUAGGUAACUAUGAAUGAAUAUUAUGGAAGCCAUUGCUAAUUGGUAAAAGCUUGAUUUUAAGCUUUGGUCGCCGAUUGUGAACACAGAAGGAAAUCAUGAUCUUAGCCUGAAUUUGGAAAUGAAAAGAGUAUUCAUUAAGUCUGAUCGAAUUAAACAUCUGAGAUGUCGUAUGGUUAAUGACUUUUUAGAUUUCAUAUAAGUUAGUGUUUUAAAUAAUCCUAGCAUUUUUCAGCCGGCAUGACUAUUCGGUUCGACAUAAAACUAUAAACAUUCGGUAAAAUUCGUAAGUAUUUUUUAAUCACGAAUGGUUUCACAAAAGCAUUCGUGAAUCACACAAAAGCUUGUCGUAAUUGACGUGGCAAUUCACCAUUCGGGCAGUCAAAAUUAUUAUUUCUUUAUUCUUUAUUGUGUAUCGUUCUACUAGAUGAGUGUCGCGUUAAGGAAUUCUGGCAUUUUUAAGGAUAUUUGAGUGGUAGGUCUCAUUAAAGAUUUUAAAGAUCUGAAUCUGACUGAAUCACAAGACUUAAAACGAUGUUAAAGCCUAUACGCUGAAAUGUUCUAGUGUAUUUAUUACUCAUUG
This is a messenger RNA of Trichoplusia ni (cabbage looper), 2226 nucleotides long. Its product is annotated as protein obstructor-E-like. NCBI's taxonomy places the organism in Eukaryota, Metazoa, Arthropoda, Insecta, Lepidoptera, Noctuidae. Gene Ontology annotation, molecular function: chitin binding. Gene Ontology annotation, cellular component: extracellular region. The transcript is spliced from 6 exons. The record is from RefSeq and is a predicted model, not a curated record. The coding region runs from base 86 to 781 and encodes 231 amino acids.